Molecule: messenger RNA, 723 nt
Organism: Penicillium digitatum Pd1
Lineage: Eukaryota; Fungi; Ascomycota; Eurotiomycetes; Eurotiales; Aspergillaceae
Product: NPP1 family protein
Source: RefSeq, a predicted model, not a curated record
AUGAUUCCUCAAAUUCUUACUGCGCUGACUGCUCUCGCUGUGCUGCCUGUCACAGCCAGCCCGGUAGAGCUGUCGUCUCGCGGAGUGAUUGGAUCCGACGCGGUUGUCGGACUUCCUCAAGAGGUUCCUGCCGGUGCCGUUGGCAACCGCUACUUGGCCUACCAGCCAAAGCUCAAGGUUGUCAAUGGCUGCGUGCCUUUCCCGGCUGUGGACGUACACGGGAACACCAAUGCCGGCCUUAAGCCAUCAGGAAGUUCCAACGGUGGAUGCAGCAGUAGCACCGGCCAAGUAUACGUGAGAAGCGGCACUUCCGGAGGCAAGAAUGCCCUGAUGUACUCCUGGUAUUUCCCCAAGGAUGAGCCUUCUCCUGGAAUCGGCCACCGUCACGAUUGGGAGGGUGUGAUCAUCUGGCUUUCGGACGCCACCAGCACUGCUGCCUCCAGCGUCGUGGCCGUUUGCCCGUCGGCACACGGUGGCUGGGACUGCACUACAGACAAGUUCACACUUGAUGGAUCCUCGCCUCUGAUCAGGUAUCAGUCGGAAUGGCCUCUGGACCACUCGUGCGGCCUGACAACCGAGGUGGGCGGCACACAGCCGUUGGUUGCCUGGGAGUCAAUGAAUGCUGCCGAGCAAAAUGCCUUGGACACAACCGACUUUGGAGCUGGAAAUGUUCCUUUCAACCAGAACAACUUUGCCAACAACCUGGCCAAGGCCACGUUCUGA